UUGUUUCAUCACCAUCGGUUGUGGCCACGGUAAAAAAGAAAGAACAGAAGAGAUGAGUUUACGUUGUUGGAGCCAAGUUAAGAGUGGUGAAACGAAUAUAAAAAGGGGAAGUUGUUGAAGGCUGACAGCGUGAAGUCCAGAGAGGGACGUGUAACCAAAUGAGCAAAAAUCUGAGGUAUCCACUGUUUCGGGUUACUGCUUUGAUCUUUGAAAUGGCAAAACAAAAUCGGAGGUUGGAAUUCUGAAUCUAUCUCGUCAACUGCAUCGAAGUAGAUAGACCCUUGUCUGGUUUCACUGCUUUUGCUUUUGGUAUCGCUUUCGGGACCACGAGCUUGGGUUUGGUCCUCUGAUUCUGACUUUUCCUUUAGGGUCGAGUUUCUUUCGUUUUCUUCACAGAUAGGGAUCCAAGUUGAUACCUUUGCUCAUGCCCAAGAACCCUAAGACAGGCAUGAGGGAGUUCAUCCUGGAUUUCGAGUACAUAGCCGAGGGAUUUUGUUGGUACUUUCUUCUUGCCUUUGACUUCUUCGCUGACAAGUUCAUCGCAGCUGCUCUUCUUAUCGUUGCCCUAAUCGAAGACUUCACCACUUUCCUCUUUUGCCUCAACUUGAUCGCUUAGAUUCUCCAAAAUCCCCAACCUUUAAUUUCGUUUGUCCGACCUUCUUUCUCUGCCAUGGGUCCAACCCAGAACACUGUUCAUUACUGCUGUGUCUCGAGAGACAACCAGAUUCUGUACUCCUACAAUGGCGGAGACCCCAUCACCACCGCCAAGAACCUCGCCGCCUUGUGCUUGGAAAAGACUCCGUCUUUUCACAAAUGGUACUUCGAAACUAUUGGAAAGAGGACUUUUGGUUUCCUGAUGGAAGAUGGGUUGGUGUAUUUCGCCAUUGUUGAUGAAGGUCUAAGGAGAUCUCGUGUUCUUGAGUUUCUGGAACAUCUGAGGGACGAAUUCAAGAAAGCUGCCAAGAGAAAUUCCAGAGGAAGCUUCUCCGGGAUGAUAAGUUCUGUCAAUGCCCUUCAAGAGCAGCUUGUUCCUGUUGUCUGCAAACUCAUAGCCUCACUGGAGCGUGUUUCUGAGACAACCUGCGAUCUAAAGGCUAACCUCACUUGUCUUUCCUCAUCAUCACCGGCUGUUGAAUCCGCUGAACAAAGCGAAGGUUCUAAUUCCACGAAAGCCCCGCUUUUGGGCAGAUCAAUCAAGCAAGAGAAGAAGAAGAAAGGGAAAGAUCAUGUGAUCUCGUUUAGGGGAAUUGAGCUAGAGGAACACCGAAAAUCUACAGACAGAGAAAACAAGAGUGAAGGGUCUGAUGCAAAUUCUGCAGCAUCGUCAUUAGAGAAGGAUUACCCUCCGAGAAGGGGACGAUCUGGCGGUUCUCAGAAUAUCGAAAGGAAAUGGCGUCGACAAGUUCAGAUUGUUCUUGCCAUCGAUGUUGCUAUUUGUUUGACGCUGUUCGGUAUUUGGCUUGCUAUUUGUCAGGGCAUUGAGUGUAUACGUUCCUGAUGGAUUCAUCCACAGGUCUCUUCCCUUCUGCAGCUCUGUCACGGUUGAUAUAUACAACUGAGAAAUCCAAGUUCUACUUUUUCAUACGAGUCGGUGAUCAAUUCUUCAAGGGGCUCCUGCACUAAGAAUUGUGAUGUGAGGUACGAGGUUUAAGUCUACUUUAGCUUGUGUAUAACUCAGGUGAUCGUUCAUGAACUCUGCAAUUUUACGAAUGAAGUUUCAAGAACUGCUUUAGCUUGAACACGGGUUGGUAAUCAUAUUGAUUGGUACAGUUUCGUUUUCCUCGUGCAAAUAACUCGAAGUGUGUAGCCUGAGAUAUGGAGCUGUCAUAUUCGUUUGGGAUAACAUGCUCUUGUUGAUGUGAAUGAAGUGAACUUCCUCUGUUUGCUCAGGACAAAGCUUUUAGUGUGUAAUGUUUGUUCCACUUAAAAAGCUUCAAGAACUGCUUAUUGUCUCUGCAUAGACAGAUCACUGUGCUCCUUCUUUGUUUCUUUGUUCUGUGUUGAUUGCAAUGAAUCCUGAAUCUUAUACUGACAGGUUAUGCGGGAAUAUAAUGUAAUAAGAAACUUGAGUUUAUACAAGAAGAUAACGUAAUAAGAAACGACAGAAGUAAUAUAUGACAAACGCUUGUUCAUCCCCAAGCCCCAUGGAUGGAGAAUGAACAUUUGUUUCUACAUGGAAUCAGAAUCAAAAGGAAAGCUCAUAAGCUGGGGAAUACAUAAGAGAGUCUUGCAGAGUUUUCAUCUUGGAGAAGAUAAGAGAUAACACAGAGGGAAGAGAGAUAAGAGAGAUGAAGGGUACCCCUCACCUGAAUCCUAACCAUGGUUGGUUAACUAGUUGGCUGAGUCAGAGAAUAACCCAAAGGGAGCCAAAAUAUAUCCCUAAAGGCAAAGAUGCAGAUGCAUAUGCAAAUAACCCCGCAUUCCAUCAGCGGAGUUGUUGAAUAUGGUGUGUUGUCUAUCCUAAGUUAGUUCAGCUGUAGCUAAUACUCCAAAGCUUAGCCACCAAGAAUUUACAUGGUUCAGCAAAAA
Messenger RNA from Tarenaya hassleriana, 2529 nucleotides. Its product is annotated as phytolongin Phyl1.1-like. The transcript has a single exon. Lineage: Eukaryota; Viridiplantae; Streptophyta; Magnoliopsida; Brassicales; Cleomaceae. Gene Ontology annotation, cellular component: membrane. The record is from RefSeq and is a predicted model, not a curated record. The coding region runs from base 671 to 1498 and encodes 275 amino acids.